UGCAAUCAUACGAAUUCACUGAAGCAUCAAAACAUCAAUAUUAUUGUAAUAAUAUAACUCGUUCGGGAUGUUACGUACAAUAUUGAAACUAGCGUACGAUAAGCAAAAAUGUUUCACCCGCGCGUAUGUCCGUCGUGCGCGGAAUCCUGGGGUCGAGCGUCGGAUGGCCCUCCUCAACGAUGACCAACUGGAAACCACAGUCGAAGAGCUGGAGCAAAUGGACGAGGCAAACUUUUCUGAACUUCACAAAUCGCAUAAAGAGUACGAAAAAGAGGCCCAGCAAUAUCGGGAACGGCUGCAAAGCUGGAUCGUUGGAAACAAGUACUUUAAAACUAAACAACUCAACUUUCUUACCUGGUCCGAGAAGGAGCAAAUUCGUUAUUUGCAUAACUUCGACCCCGAAGAGUGGACGAUAGACAAGUUAGUUGGAAGCUUUCCUGCGGAUCGGUACAGCGUGGCAAAAAUUGUUAAAGCCAAAUGGAUACCCAGAGAUGGCAAUCGAAUUCAACGACAUGACGAAGCAGUACGAGAAAACUGGGAAAUGUUUAAAUCUGGUAGAAUUCGUAACAUUGACGAAGGAUUUGCAGAACACUUGAACAAAUUUGUGCACAGAAAUUUCAAAGAGGUACAACAACCCAAGGUCGAAACAAAACGCCUUUAUGAAAUCCAAAAUAUUCCUGAUGAUGGGGAAUUCACUCAGAUCAUUACAAGCUGCAAGAAGUAUGCUAAAAGUGAAACAGUUCCACCAGAUAUCCCGAAACUUGAAUCGGGACAAAACUCCCUAGAGAAUGUACCGAACGUUAAAUUCAAAGCUCCAAACCAGGAUAUGUUUAUGACCGGCGAAGUGGAAGAUCGACGACCAAAGACCUUCAGACAAAUGGGAGGAAAAUUCGCGAACCAGAAUGAGAAUGCUUCAUCAAACAUGGAAUCACAGUCCGCGGUGCUGAAGAUUGAUAAACGCGAAAAAGACUUGAUUAAUUUCGACAAUGAAAAACCGGUAGCCGACAUCAAAGAGCAUAUAACUAUCCCGCGAAAGUUAUACAAAAAAGGAGCAACCUAUCAGUUGGAUGAUUGCUUCUAUGACGACGACGGCGAGUUCCUUUAUCGAGUGCCUGGAAUGAACGGAGCAACAAGGAAUUGAAUCCUUCCAUAGAAUAAAAAGAGUUGCGAUUUUUCUUACCUCACUUUCAGAAAUCAAUCAAAAUAUUAUAUGACGAUCACUGAUGCUUGGCAUAUAAAUCAGUUAC
Molecule: messenger RNA, 1247 nt
Organism: Uranotaenia lowii
Lineage: Eukaryota; Metazoa; Arthropoda; Insecta; Diptera; Culicidae
Exons: 2
Coding region: 68-1141 (357 amino acids)
Cellular component (GO): nucleus
Source: RefSeq, a predicted model, not a curated record